Cercocebus atys (sooty mangabey) is the source of this 908-nucleotide messenger RNA. It is a transcript of the gene TEX36, whose product is annotated as testis expressed 36. The transcript has 4 exons. The coding region runs from base 150 to 710 and encodes 186 amino acids. The record is from RefSeq and is a predicted model, not a curated record. NCBI's taxonomy places the organism in Eukaryota, Metazoa, Chordata, Mammalia, Primates, Cercopithecidae.
GGCUGAGAAGUAAAGAUCAGGAACGAGGAGGAGGAACAACUUCCCAGACGUGUAGAACUUAUGAAGUUUAUGAAGCAGCUUCCCAGACGUGUAGAGCGUAUAGAGAGGUGAGGCAGCCAAUCUCAGCCACAUUCAGCUUCCUGAAGAGAAUGACUAAAGGACGACGCUUCAACCCACCUUUAGACAAGGAUGGGAGAUGGUUCCCUCACAUCGGGCUAACGCAAAAGACAUCAGAAUCCAACACCAGGACUAUGUUAAAAGAGCCCCAGAGUCCACACUCACCUUGGCAAGUGGAGGGGAAGCUGCCGCCCAUAUACAAAGUCCGGGAGAAGCAAGCAGUGAAUAACCAGUUCCCCUUCUCCGUGCAUGACAAUCGGCACAGUUUGGAGAACUCUGGAUGCUACCUUGACUCCGGCCUGGGACGUAAGAAGAUCGCUCCAGAUAAGAGGCAACAUGUUUCAAGAAAUUUUAAUCUCUGGGCAUGUGACUAUGUUCCAUCUUGUCUUGAUGGCUUUUCAAAUAACCAAAUAUCAUAUGUGCAUAAAGAAGCCGUGGUGGUCUCAAGUUUCAGACGCUUUCCACGAUGCUAUAAAGAGAUAUGGAACACUUUAACAUUUCUUCCUGAGCGAAGAUAUACAGAGUUUUUGAAAAAGAAGCCCAAGGUAAGGUUCACUAUUGACAAAAAGGUUAUUUCUUCACUGGAGUCCUAAUCCUCUCAGAAGAUUUUUGAUGAAUUUUUAAUAUUGGUAUUUCAUCAGACAUCCUAAAAGCAUACGUUUUCUGAUCCAGCACUACUAUUUAAUUUUUUAAGUGCUUUUAUGAUUUUUAUAAGGUCAAAAAGCAUUCAGAUCUUUGUGAAAUAAAUAUGUGAUGACAUACGCAUGUGUAAAUAAACUUUUCGAUGGCCA